AUGGGGGAUUGGAACUUGUUGGGGAGUAUCUUAGAAGAGGUACAUAUUCAUUCAACCAUCGUGGGAAAAAUCUGGCUAACCAUCCUUUUCAUAUUCCGGAUGCUCGUUCUUGGCGUGGCAGCAGAGGAUGUUUGGGACGAUGAGCAGAGUGAGUUUGUGUGCAACACUGACCAGCCUGGGUGUAAGAACGUGUGCUACGACGAUGCAUUCCCCAUUUCUCUUAUCCGAUACUGGGUGUUACAAAUCAUUUUCGUGUCCUCUCCCUCUCUGGUGUACAUGGGACAUGCACUGUACCGUUUGAGGGCCCUUGAAAAAGAGAGACACAAGAAAAAAGCUUUCCUGAAAGCAGAGCUAGAGGGCGCUGAGCCCAUUCAUGAGGACAGACAGAGGAUAGAGAGGGAGCUGAGGAAGCUGGAGGAACAGAAGAGAGUAAGGAAAGCUCCACUCAGGGGCUCCUUGCUUCGCACAUAUGUCUUCCAUAUCUUGACGAGGUCAGUGGUGGAGAUUGGCUUCAUAGUGGGACAAUAUGUGCUGUACGGAGUUGGACUGGAUCCUUUGUACAAAUGUGAGAGAUUGCCUUGCCCGAACAGUGUGGAUUGCUUUGUGUCCAGACCAACUGAGAAGAACAUUUUCAUGAUCUUCAUGCUCGUCAUCGCUGGGGUUUCUUUGUUCUUGAAUCUCCUCGAGAUAUUCCACCUGGGAGUGAAGAAAGUCAAACAAAGUCUGUAUGGAAAUAAAGGCACUGAUGAUGAAAGCUUAUUAGCUUUCAGGUCCAAGAAAAACUCCAUGGUCCAGCAGGUGUGUGUCCUUACAAACUCAUCACCCCAAAAGAUGAUGCAGCUCACUCAGACGGCCUACACAAUGGUCCCUAACAGCCAUGUGGAUGCUGUCCCCUUGUACCUGCAUUCGGUAGCUCCUCACAACGAUAGUGGUGGCACCAACGACUCAGAGCAGUACCCCAGACAGACUGAGCUCCAGUCCCUGCGACAGCUGGGGACCGUGGAGCAUCACUACACCCUGGACCAGAGGAACCCCUCAUGCAGCAGUGAGGAUUCCAACGGACCUAAAGGCUCAGGCCAUCCCAGGCACGGCGGAGCACAGCCACGGCCUUCCCUCAUGGCUAGCCAUAUGGAGAUACCAGCAGCCCUGUGGAACCAGCUACGCAAACAGAGCCGGGUCAGCGCUCUGCAGGACUACAGUGACAUGAGUGAUUCACCUGACAGUGGUCACUAUCCCACGGGGAGGAAGGCUAGUUUCAUGUCCCGGGGACUCUCUCAGAGCAACCUGGACAGUCCUUCUGAUAGCCCGAACUCCGGGAGUGGGACGGACACAGAGGCCAAGCGUAUCGCCCAAGGAGAGAGCCCACCUAUGACCCCGCCUCCAGCCAGUGGACGUAGAAUGUCAAUGAGCAUGAUUCUGGAACUGUCUUCAAUCAUGAAAAAGUGAGAACUGGCUGAGGGACCAGAAGAAUCUGGGGACCCUGAUCACGAAGCAACAUUCCCCUUCUAAUUGCCUAAUUGUAUUCAUAAUAACAUAUGUAUUGUGGAUGAGCAGUAAGCGCAUUAGUAUAGUUACACUGAACAAGAAUAUAAAUGCAUCAUGCAACAAUUUCUAAGAUUUUUCCGAGUUACAGUUCAUAUAAGGACAUCAGUCAAUUUAUAUAAAUUCAUUUCGCCCUAAUCAAUGGAUUUCACAUGACUGGGAGUACGGAUAUGCAUCUGUUGGUCACAGAUACCUUUAAAAAAAGGUAGGGGCGUGGAUCAGAAAGCCCAUCAGUAUCUGGUGUGACCACUAUUUGCCUCGUGCAGCGCGACAUCUUCUUCGCAUAGAGUUGAUCAGGCUGUUGAUUGUGGCCUGUGGAAUGUUGUCUCCUCUUCAAUGGCUGUGCAGAGUUGCUGGAUAUUGACGGGAACUGGAACACGCUGUCGUACACGUUGAUCCAGAGCAUCCCAAACAUGCUCAAUGGGUGACAUGUCUGGUGAGUAUGCAGGCCAUGGAACAACUGGAACAUUGGUGGUCAGCUUCCAGGAAUUGUUUACAGAUCCUUGCAAUAUGGGGCCAGGCAUUAUGCUGAAACAUAAGGUGAUGGCGGCGGAUGAAUGGCACGACAAUGGGCCUCAGGAUCUCAUCAAAGUAUUGGUAGCUUAUGUCUACCCCAUCACCACCAUGGGGCACUCUGUUCACAACGUUGUCAUCAGCAAACCACUCACCCACACCAAGCCGUACAUGCUGUCUGCCAUCUACCCGGUACAGUUGAAACCGGGAUUCAUCCGUGAAGAGCACACUUCUCCAGCGUGCGAGUGGCCAUCAAAACUGAGCAUUUGCCCACUGAAGUCAGAUAUGACACCAAACUGCAGUCAGGUCAAGACCCUGGGGAGGAUGACGAGCACGCAGAUAAGCUUCCCUGAAACGGUUUCAUCAGCUGUCCAGGUGGCUGGUCUCAGACGAUCCCACAGGUGAAGAAGCCUGAUGUGGAAGUCCUAGUCUAGCGUGGUUACACAUGGUCUGCGGUUGUGAGGCCGGUUGGACGCGCUGCCAAAUUCUCCAAAACAACAUUGGAGGGGUCUUAAGGGAAGAGAAAUGAACAUUCAAUUAUCUGGCAACAGCUCUGGUGGACAUUCCAGCAAUCAGCAUGCCAAUUGCACACUCCCUCAAAACAGUGUAUGUUUGCAUGGGUAGUUCUAAUUUCAAAUUUUAGAUAUGUCACAUGCUAUCUUUGCAAGAAAUAUCUGUGGCAUCAAAUGCAAUUGCAUUAGUGGAAUUUUAUAUUUUUUGUCAAAGUGAUACUGCAAGCUACUUGUAGUGACAUUUUGCACACAUUAAAAUGACAUUUUGCUAAAAGAUUGAUAAUACAUGUCAAUACAUGUAAAACAUUGUGGGAUAUGAUGAUAAACUCCACUAUGUAUGUACAUAUUUUAUCUCAAAAUGUAAAUAUGAUAAUUUUUUUAAGCACUUUGAUAUUGUUUAUCAUACAGAACGAUGAUAAAGUUGGAGAUGGAAGUGCUCUUCAAAUUUAACAAAAUGUGAAUUUAUUGAUGAAUAUCUUGAAAUGUUUUGUAAACCCUGCAAUGGAUGCUUUACAAAAAAUGUAAUACAAUAUCUUAAACUUUCUUGAUAUCGUUGAGAAAUCUAUAACCUGUUUGCUUGUACAUAAUGUUUUUCUGGGAUCUGAUGUACAACUAUUAAAAUGCAAACGUGAACAGUCA
Messenger RNA from Salvelinus fontinalis (brook trout), 3206 nucleotides. Its product is annotated as gap junction alpha-10 protein-like. Bases 1 to 1446 code for a protein of 481 amino acids. Gene Ontology annotation, biological process: cell communication. NCBI's taxonomy places the organism in Eukaryota, Metazoa, Chordata, Actinopteri, Salmoniformes, Salmonidae. The transcript is spliced from 2 exons. The record is from RefSeq and is a predicted model, not a curated record. Gene Ontology annotation, cellular component: connexin complex.